AUGUCUCCUCUCAACACCACUGAGGUUGAGAUUUCUACCUUUUUUCUAAUUGGGAUCCCAGGAAUGGAGCAUGUGCACAUCUGGAUAUCCAUUCCUAUCUGCCUCAUAUAUGUCAUUGCCACAGUGGGCAACUCUACUAUUCUCUUCCUCAUUAAGACAGAAUCUUCUCUCCAUGAGCCCGUGUGUUAUUUUCUCUCCAUGUUGGCAUUUUCAGAUCUUUGCCUAUCUUUCUCUUCCUUGUCAACUAUGCUAAGAAUCUUCUUGUUCAAUGCUCCAGGACUCUCCAUAGAUGCUUGCAUCACCCAGGAAUUCUUCAUCCAUACAUUCACUGCCAUGGAGUCCGCUGUUCUUGUCAUUAUGUCCUUUGAUCAUUUUAUAGCCAUCUGCAACCCUCUAAGUAGCUCCAUUCUCACCAAUAUCAGAGUAGUGCAAAUUGGCUUGGGCUUUGCCAUUGCCUGUUUUGCAUGUAUAAUCCCAUUCCCUAUCACUCUAAAGAGACUAAGAUUUUGUAAGGGAAACCUCCUCUCCCAUUCUUAUUGUCUCCACCAGGAUAUAAUGAUAUUGGCCUGUUCUGAUAACAGAGUCAAUGUCAUCUAUGGCUUCUUUGUUGCUCUGUUAAGCAUGAUGAACUUAGCAUUGAUUUUGUUGUCCCACAUAAUGAUCUUGAAGACUGUUUUAGGAAUUGCUUCCAAUCAAGAGCGAUUAAAGGCCUUCAACACCUGUGUUUCCCAUCUCUUUACUGUGCUCAUUUUCUAUGUUCCUGUUAUCACCUUAGCUAUUGUUCAAUGUUUUGCCAAACAUGGGUUACCAUUAAUUAGGAUCCUGAUUACUGCUGUCUGUCUUUUGGUUCCUCCACUGAUGAACCCUAUUGUGUACACUGUGAAGACUCGUCAAAUCCGGGAGAAGGUCCUUGGGAAACUGUGUUUGAAGACCUGA
This is a messenger RNA of Vombatus ursinus (common wombat), 936 nucleotides long. Its product is annotated as olfactory receptor 51A7-like. Gene Ontology annotation, molecular function: G protein-coupled receptor activity; olfactory receptor activity. The record is from RefSeq and is a predicted model, not a curated record. Lineage: Eukaryota; Metazoa; Chordata; Mammalia; Diprotodontia; Vombatidae. Gene Ontology annotation, cellular component: membrane. Gene Ontology annotation, biological process: G protein-coupled receptor signaling pathway.